This is a messenger RNA of Colletes gigas, 4170 nucleotides long. It is a transcript of the gene sff, whose product is annotated as serine/threonine-protein kinase BRSK2. The record is from RefSeq and is a predicted model, not a curated record. Bases 928 to 3372 code for a protein of 814 amino acids. The transcript has 14 exons. Lineage: Eukaryota; Metazoa; Arthropoda; Insecta; Hymenoptera; Colletidae. Gene Ontology annotation, cellular component: cytoplasm. Gene Ontology annotation, biological process: intracellular signal transduction; protein phosphorylation; microtubule cytoskeleton organization. Gene Ontology annotation, molecular function: ATP binding; protein serine/threonine kinase activity; tau-protein kinase activity.
UGGAAAGAAAGGAAAAUUGGUGGUGAUCGAAGCCUGGGGCUGCAACGGGUCCGAAAACUCCGCGUCGAGAGUCUCCGGUUGACCGAGGAACGUCGGUUUGGCCGACGUAGUGACAUAUCGGUGGUGGUGGUGCAUGAGUGCGAGUGCGUAGGGUGGAGGUAGUGGCGGAGCAGAGGCGGUCGUCUCGAUGCUUGGUAGUUUUUAAAAUCACGAGGUCGCGGAGACACGGGCAAAAGGCAGGUUUCGGGUGUAAUCGGGAAAAGAAAGUCUCGGGGUGCCGGAGAGACGAGUCGAAGAGCCCGUAGGGUGGAGGAGCGCGCGAGAGUGCACUGCAGCGUUUCGGAAAGUCGAGGCAGAAGUCACCGGAGUCGCAAUGGCGCCGAACGCGGCUCCUUCGCCGAGGAGUAGCUCGGUUUCGAGCGGAUUCGAGGGCGGUUGGACGACCGCGAGGUUCACGUGAGCCCACCCCCAUGGUACGAACCGAGCCCGUCGUCUCGCCUCGUGAUCGAACCGAUUCCCGACACCGACUCCGACACCUCCUCGCGGUCCUUCUCUUUCCAUCGAGGCGGCCCUCCUCGCGAUCCUCUCGCUUCCUUCUCGUCCCCGUGCGACGAACCACCAUGAAAAGGAUCCGCAAGAGACAGCCGCGGAAGAUCAAGGAACGGUCGUGUCAGUGACACAGUGCGUGGAUGUGCCAGACCCGAGUGUUGCCUCAGUUUCCGGCUGGAUUCCUACGGGCGUAUCCGAGGCAUCCUCCCGGUCGCCUCGCGAUGCCGCGAAACCACCAUUCUCCUGCCGCGAACCGACGACCAAACCCCACGUCGGACUGAUUCCCAGAACGAAACGACCCCGAGAAACUGAACGACACCGAGGACCGGAGGACAAUCUAGCAACCUGGCGGACCAGGAAGAAGCUGUCUCGGCGGCGAUGCAGGGCAAGGAGAGCCCCGUCGGGUCCAACACCCAGGAGACCCAUCAGUAUGUCGGCCCUUACAGGCUCGAGAAAACCUUGGGAAAGGGCCAGACCGGAUUGGUCAAGCUUGGGGUCCACUGCGUGUUGGGCAAGAAGGUAGCGAUCAAGAUCAUCAACAGGGAAAAGCUGUCGGAUUCCGUGCUGAUGAAAGUAGAGCGAGAGAUCGCGAUUAUGAAACUGAUCGACCAUCCUCACGUGCUUGGCCUCUCCGACGUGUACGAGAACAAGAAAUACUUAUAUCUUGUUCUGGAACACGUUUCGGGAGGGGAGCUUUUCGACUAUUUAGUGAAAAAGAGUAGACUAACGCCAAAGGAAGCAAGGAGAUUUUUUCGACAAAUCAUUUCCGCGUUAGAUUUUUGCCAUAGUCAUAGUAUAUGUCAUCGAGACUUGAAGCCUGAAAAUUUGCUGCUGGACGAGAAGAACAACAUUAAGAUCGCGGAUUUCGGCAUGGCGUCGCUGCAACCAGCCGGCUCCAUGCUGGAAACCAGCUGCGGCUCUCCUCAUUACGCCUGCCCCGAAGUUAUUCGAGGCGAGAAAUACGACGGCAGGAAGGCGGACGUUUGGUCGUGCGGGGUGAUACUUUACGCGCUUCUGGUAGGCGCGUUGCCCUUCGACGACGACAACCUGAGAAAGCUGCUGGAGAAGGUGAAACGCGGCGUGUUUUACAUACCGCAUUUCGUGCCGCCGGAGUGCCAAAAUCUGCUCAAAGGGAUGAUCGAGGUCGACCCGGACAAGAGACUAACGCUGGCGGAGAUAAACAGGCACGUGUGGGUGACAGCGGCGGGCAAGGGCGAAUUAGAGUUAGAACUGUCGAUGAUGGACGUGGUGCAGACGCACGUUAUUCCGUCCGUGGACGCGAUCGAUCCGGACGUGUUGCAGGCGAUUGCGAGCCUAGGCUGCUUCAAGGAACGGGACAAACUUAUUCAGGAGCUCCUCAGCCAGUACCACAACACGGAGAAGGUGAUUUACUUCCUGUUGCUCGAGAGGAAACGAAGAAGACCGGCGUGCGAGGACGAGCUGGAAGUGAUGAGAAGCGGCACGAGGGGAACCGCGGGACAAUCGGAGGCGGAUCCUCCGAGGAAACGAGUGGACACGUGUCGAGUAAACGGAAGCACUGCCCUCAAUCUCGGGGAAAUCAGCUACGGGUCUCCUUUGACCCCCAGGAGGAAGUCCUGCACGAGGAACCACGCGCGUCGAUCGCCAAGCACAGGGUGCCACACGCACGCGUCGCAAUCGCACGCCUCGACGCCGGGAAGUUCGCCGUUGCACGGCUCGAAUGCCUUCGCCGGACUCCUGAGUCCUCACAGGGCACCACCGACCUCUCACCUGACCCAGACGGGAAGCCCUCAGAGGCUCUCCGCGAUCACAACCGCCGCUGGCAACGGAAACACGACCAAUCCGCCGGUCGUCGCUCCAGUACCCGCUCUGGCCAGUGUGGGAAUCGAAAUAAACGAUGUUCAACAGGUAGUCGCGGUCGGUGUUACGCCGCCGGGAUCGCCGCACACCGGAGCUGGUUCUGGCGCCCAUCACUGGAGAUCCAGGCUGACCACCAUCAAGAAUUCGUUCCUGGGUAGUCCUCGAUUUCAUCGUCGCAAGCUGCUCACAAGUACCGAGGAGGUACACCUCACGCCAGAUUCGUCCCCGGAACUCACGAAGAAAUCGUGGUUCGGUAGCCUGUUGACCACGGAGAAGGACGAAACGUUCACCAUUCUCGUAAAGGGGAAGAUCUUGGCCAGCGUAAAGGCUGAUUUGAUUCACGCUUUUUUAUCGAUAGCGGAGUUGUCUCACAGCGUGAGCUCGCCUAUGUCCUUCAGAGUGGAAUACAAAAGGGGAAGCACGGCACCGGCGAUGUUCCAACGACAGGUCCGCUUCCAAGUCGACAUCAGUACCAUUUCUAAACAACCGAACGAACCGUUGUUCGCCAUUACUUUUACUCUGCUGAGCGGGAAUAUACGAAGAUUUAGGAGGGUCUGCGAGCACAUUCAGUCGCAGGUUUGCUCGCGAAACGUAGGGAUAAGCUUAGGGGGCCAGAGCAGAGCGGCGCCGCCGAGUCCACGUGCCUCGCGGAAAUUCGCCACGGAAAUGAGCGAAAGUUCCAGCUGCGGAAGCGACACCAGCGAACGACUCUUCGUCAGCCCCCAUCCAGCUACCAGACAGGUAGUCUGUUUCAACAAGAUCGACUCGGACAUGGAGUCCGACACGUCCGUGUUCGACGUGAAAUCACCGACGCGGGAGAACGGCCGGCGCAGUUCGACGUCGACGAACAACAAUAAUCCGUUACCGGGGGACGCGACGCCUACGCCCGGAAGUCCGACGAAGGCGGUGCGCAGCAACUCGGAGAGCCAGAACACGCCGGAGAAGAAAUGCGUGACGACGAUGAGCGGCAACAACAUAGCGUGAUACUACCAGAACUUUCGUUUCGAGUUUCGAUCCAGCCUGAAGAAUCUGUGGGACAGCGCUCAGAGAUUCUGGUGAAUAUCUAUGUAGCCUGCACGGCAGAGGCGAUCCAUGGUCGCCAUCGACGCCGGCCGGGGACACGGGUACGGGGGACGGGAAACGAGGAGAAUCCUGAAACGAUGCUUCGACCGACAACUAAAAUGAAACUUUCGAUGGAAACCGAUCCGACGAAGUUCUUUCGAACGCGAGGUGGAGAGCUCCGUUAUCGAGGAUCGUUCGUUCGUUCGUUGUUCGAAGAAGCUUUCGCCGGAGGACUAACGAGGGGAACGAGCUGGCGGACCUAGCGAUUCGCCUCUGAGCGAAACAAGACUGAGAAAAUCGGUGGGAAACGUUUGCGAGAGAACACGCAACUGAUUCGCAACGAGGCUGAGUCCACGCGUUUCCGGAGCCACGAAGACCUAAAACUCGACUACCGGUGGCGUCUCGUGCACAAAGAAUGGCCCGACCGGAAACCGACGGGGGAAACGUGUGUGCCGCGACCGUGUGGAUCGUUCGUCUUUCGCAUUCCGUUUUCCAGUGAUGAUCGCGUUCGUAUUCGCGUACGCAAAUUUAUAGUGCAAUAGUGAUGUCGGUGUACACCGCCGGAUCGUGUCGUUGCAAGAGUGUUUUAAUUGGUACGUAUUAUCCUGUUGUGUACCGCCAAUUAGCCGUUUUGUUCACCUAGCGUAUAAACGACGAAAGAACAGUCAAGGCCGGCCGAUCCUACGACGAUCUUUCGCGUAAAAUCACGAAAUUUCAUAU